Molecule: messenger RNA, 822 nt
Organism: Stereum hirsutum FP-91666 SS1
Lineage: Eukaryota; Fungi; Basidiomycota; Agaricomycetes; Russulales; Stereaceae
Exons: 2
Coding region: 1-822 (273 amino acids)
Molecular function (GO): RNA 7-methylguanosine cap binding; mRNA binding
Source: RefSeq, a predicted model, not a curated record
AUGGCCUCAUCCUCCAUCUCCCAGCUCUCUGCCUCUGUCACCCGCAUUCUUUCCUUGACUGGCUUUCCUAAAGAGCUGAAGACGCGGGACAUCCAGUCUGCGUUCUCCGAAUAUGAGAACGCCAGCGGCGGUUUCAAGAUAAAGUGGAUAGACGAUACCAGUCUCCUUGUGGUGUUUGCUGAUGCCGCAGUUGCUAAGCGCGCAUACCUCUCCACACUCGCCAAUCCACCUGCUAUCUUCUCAAACUCGGAGUCUAUCGCCGUUGUUCGUCCCUACGACGGACCAGAUGCGCAGACGAUUAUUCAAAAUGUAAACUCGCGCGGCAACGGCGCAGGCCGAGGUCACAAUGCUCGUGCAUCUUCUGUUGCCAUCCCUGGCCAACAGCGUACUCGCAAUGGAUCCACCAACGGAAACGCCAACGGAAACCACAACGGUGGCAUGCCCGCCAUGCUCAACGGCAGCGUCAGUAUCCCUAAUGGGGACGCCAACAGCCUCGCUCAAAUGGCCGGUCCGACCUCACCCAUCGGCCGUGAAGGCUCUCCGACUCUACCUACCCUACCAUCUCACCCAACUCUCGAUUCGUUGAUCAACUUAACCAUGGGAGACGGAGCACCUCCCUCGGAUCCUGCUAUCCUCGCGUCAAGCCUUCAACCAAACGGAACCGGACCAAGGAUUGGCGACCCGGGCAAACGCAUGCUUGGGGCCGCGUUGGGUGUGCGGCACCCUGGCCUACCCCCGCGAGCGGUCAGCGGUCAGGACCACCCAUCACAGGGGAUGGAGAAGAUGCACAGGGCGAUGGGUGGGCUCACGGUCGCAGAGUGA